This is a messenger RNA of Cornus florida, 3039 nucleotides long. RefSeq names its product telomere repeat-binding protein 5-like. Lineage: Eukaryota; Viridiplantae; Streptophyta; Magnoliopsida; Cornales; Cornaceae. Bases 444 to 2555 code for a protein of 703 amino acids. Gene Ontology annotation, molecular function: protein binding. The transcript is spliced from 10 exons. The record is from RefSeq and is a predicted model, not a curated record.
GUUUUGGCCAUCUCAGAGAGAGAAAGAGAGAGAGAGAGGAGAGAGAAAAUUAAGGGUAGCGUCCAAAACAGCGUUUGUUCUCUGAGAAACAAAGAGAAAACAUGGGAUAGUGGAUUAAGAAAAAGAAUGUUUCGUGAUCGAUGCAAAUUCUGAUUCUUGUGAGAUUUGUUGUUCGAAUUCUCCGACAAUUCUCCGAUCUUACAUUCGCCUGUAAUUUUUUUACAAAAUUUCACCGGAAUUUUGUUUCCUCGAGGGGACAAAUCAACUCUCAACGCAAAAUUCUUGUAAAUCCGACGACAAAUCGUUCUACAGAGGGUCUGUAAUCUUGGGUCACUGAGCAUGGGAGAUUGGCAGGUCUGAUGCAGGCUCUUUAGAUCUUUAAAAAUAUCCAAAAAUGCUUGUAUUCUGCGUUUGAGAGUUCUGCUUGGUAUGAUCUCCGAGAUAUGGUGCUACAGAAGAGGUUAGACUACGGAUUCAAUGGCUAUCAGAUGCCUCCCACACCCCGAGCUGCCAGAUCGGCUAGGAGGAGGUGCUCAUUCAGGAAGAAAGUUGAUGACAAUCCAAUGUGUGCAUUUGACUUAUUGGCUACUGUAGCUGGCAAUUUAUUACUGGAAGGAGAAAGUUCUCCUAGUUCUAGUAAUACAUUACCUGCAAAAAAACAGUGUGCAGCUGCGAAAGAUUUUGUAAAGAAAGAACAACAGAAAGUGGUUAACCCUUUGAAAGUAGAACCUUGUGAUCAAGGAAGCUUUGACAGGAGUUCUAUUGCGUCAGAACUUGUCCCACAGGAUCCCGUUCUUAAUCAUAGUUUCACAGAAUCUCCAAAUGCUCAGCGUGAUGCUUUUUCGGGACUUGCAUCUGUAGUAACAACUUCAGAUUGUCCAGAGAAGGCCGUUUCUGCUGAAAAAUUAGUCAAUGGGAAAAGCAAGGUCGAACUUGGAACCUUUGCUACCAAAGUUAAGGUAGGUUCCACUGGCCACCGGGAGGCCUACAAUUGUACAGUUGAGGAUGAUAACAAAAAACAAAUGAAAAUUGAGCCACCUAACACUGGUAAUGUGUCGGUUAGUAAUAGUACCAGACCUGAUAUGUGCAUGUCAGAGGGUAAGGUCAUUUGGAACAGGAAACCUUCCAAUGUAAUUUGUUUAGACAAUAGUGUGAAGUUACCUUUGUGCAGGGAUGACAUUCUUUGUGGUUCUUUCCCCGUGUGCCGGGAUGAUGUAAAUUUAGUUAUUAGAGAUGAUGACGAAAACUCUUCUGGGUGCACUCAACCUAGCACCACAGCAAAGGCCUUUAGGCCACCAUUACGAAUUGGAGACCGAAAAAUAAGGAAGUUAUUGGCUUCAAAAUAUUGGAAAGUAACUCCAAAAUUGAAGGAUGAGCGACAAUUAUAUACUGGUGCAGAAAGAAAGCCUGCUUACCGUAAUAGGAAAAAUUGUUACAAACGCCAAAGGUCUCAAAGGGAUUAUCCUUUCAAAAAGAGGAAACUUUUUGACUGUAGUUCAGUAUCAAAUUCUGAUGGAGGGAUUAGUAGUGAGGGAAUAUCUAGUUUACCUGGGAAGGGCUUCAGUGGAGAUGCUUCUGAUUCAGGUGCAGCGAUGAAUGGAGCCACUGGGACGCCAGCUUCUGCAGCAAGUCAACAUACAUCCUUUCAGUCCAAGGAUUCCCAUGUGAAGCUUAGGAUCAAGUCUUUCAAGGUUCCAGAGCUUUUCAUUGAGAUUCCAGAAACUGCAACUGUGGGUUCUCUGAAGAGGACAGUUAUGGAGGCAGUGACUGCUAUUCUUGGCGGUGGACUACGUAUUGGCGUGCUUCUUCAGGGGAAGAAGAUUAGAGAUGAUAACAAAACUCUACAGCAGACUGGAAUAUCUCAUGAUAACAAGCUGGAUGCUCUGGGUUUUACGCUGGAACCUAAUCCUUCUCAAACUCCUACACCUCUAUGUCCCAAUGAUCUCUCCUUUCUCCCCCCUUGUGACGCCCCUCAGCCACUGACAAGCAGGUACCCACCCGCCCCCAAUGUAGUUCGUAGUGUAGUUAAAGAGGGAAAUUAUGAUGCCCCAUUGGAUCCUCCAGUAGCAAAUUUUGGAAACUUUAUUGAAAGCGAUCAUGAUUCAGCACCUUCUCCUCCUGCCAUGUCAAUUGAUAAAAGCACUACAGAUUCCCGAGCAUUGGUUGCCGUUCCAGCGAUGAAUGUGGAGGCACUAACUGUGGUUCCUAUGCGGAAAUCUAAGCGAUCUGAGGUUGCCCAGCGUCGAAUUCGUAGACCCUUCUCUGUUUCCGAAGUGGAGGCAUUGGUUCAAGCUGUUGAGAAGCUUGGAACUGGAAGAUGGCGUGACGUGAAACUGCGAGCUUUUGAUAAUGCAAAGCAUCGAACUUAUGUGGAUUUGAAGGACAAGUGGAAAACACUGGUGCACACGGCAAGAAUAUCCCCUCAGCAAAGGAGGGGUGAACCCGUACCCCAGGAGCUAUUGGACAGGGUCCUAGCCGCCCAUGCUUACUGGUCCCAGAACCAAGCCAAGCAACAGCUUAAACAGCAGCAGUAUGAGACCUGUCUUCUUGUCUGAAAGCUCAAUUAGAGAGCUGGUAGCAUACUGGAAGAAGCCAUGACGGACAACGGUCUAUAGUUUAUUACUGUUAUGAUUUACUAUGUAAAAAGGUAUGAUGACAAGGAAGGGGGUGACAAGAAAAGGUAGUUUAUGUAAUAUGUUUAGCUCUCGCCGUGAUUCUUUCCUGCAUUGGAGAGGUUAGCCCUUGUAAAUGGUUGACACAAUAAAAAGCUCGCUAACAGGAUUCUUUGAUGCCAAGAAAUCGGCACUCUCUUUCACACUCGAUGUUUGGGUCUUCCGUUCUUUUGGUUUGUUGAAGAAGUGAAAGCUAAUCUGAGAAUUGAAGUUCAUUUGUUGUAAUGUUUAGUCGAUAGGUGAUUGUUGUUAUCUUUUAACCCUUACUAAUUAGGGGUAAUUCUUUGAUGCAAUGGUUGAAGUUUGGAUUUACAAACAUUGUAUUUUGGGCAAAAUAAUAUUGAAGUUUAGGUUUGUAUUUAGUUUA